Molecule: messenger RNA, 753 nt
Organism: Neoarthrinium moseri
Lineage: Eukaryota; Fungi; Ascomycota; Sordariomycetes; Amphisphaeriales; Apiosporaceae
Exons: 5
Coding region: 1-753 (250 amino acids)
Molecular function (GO): oxidoreductase activity
Source: RefSeq, a predicted model, not a curated record
AUGUCAGACCAACUUGUCGUAGUCAUCACCGGCGCUGGCAGGGGCCUUGGUAAAACUUUGGCGCAAAUCUAUCUCGCACGUCCACAAUGUUCUGUUGUUGGAAGCGUCCGUGAUGAAACAGCCACCGGAGUUACAGAACUGAAGGCGGCUCCUCGAGGAGACGGAUCGAGCUUGCUGAUUGUCAAGAUUGAAAGCUCUUCUUCCACAGAUGCAAGCAAAGCGGUUAAAGAGAUGGUGGCUGCAGGUAUCGAUCACAUCGACAUCCUGAUCCCCAAUGCUGGCAUGAGCCCCGACAUAGAGCCAAUCGAGACGGUCGACAUUUCAGUCUUGUCAACUACAUUCAACGUUAACGCAAUGGGUCCUCUGUCCUUAUACCAGGCCUGCCGCGCGUUGCUCAAGAAAUCAAAGAAUCCAAAGUUUGUGCCUAUGACCAGUGCUACUGGCAGUAUUAGUGGGAUGGAACAGGGCCGAACUUUUAUCGCGCCAUCUUACUGCAUCUCGAAGGCGGCCCUGAACUGGAUCACCCUUGCAGCUCAUUGUAGCAACGAGUGGCUUGUCGCUAUUGCCAUCACCCCAGGGUUGAUAGCUACCGAUAUGGGAAACAAGACCACCGCAUAUUUAGGCCGGGCCAAGCCAACUUGGACCGCAGAAAACAAUGCUGAGAAGAUAGUAAAACUGAUUGACGACGCUAGUCGUGAGAACUACUCUGGAAAGUUCAUGGAUGCUAUAACUGGUAAAGAGCUCCCCUGGUAA